Messenger RNA from Telopea speciosissima, 2166 nucleotides. RefSeq names its product arginyl-tRNA--protein transferase 2-like. Lineage: Eukaryota; Viridiplantae; Streptophyta; Magnoliopsida; Proteales; Proteaceae. The record is from RefSeq and is a predicted model, not a curated record. Gene Ontology annotation, biological process: protein arginylation. Bases 86 to 2002 code for a protein of 638 amino acids. Gene Ontology annotation, molecular function: arginyl-tRNA--protein transferase activity. Gene Ontology annotation, cellular component: cytoplasm. The transcript has 6 exons.
CGUACGUCAGGUCCAAUUAACAAAGAGAGCCCCAAAUUCUAUAAUAUUGAGUGUGCUUCUGAUCACACGACCUGAAUGUCUGGUAAUGGCGAAGAACAUUAGAAACAACGAGGCCAACAGUAGUGGUAGCCGAAGCAGCAGUAGAGGUGAAAGCAUCGUUGUUGAUGUUGGAAAGUAUAGGAACUCUUGCGGUUAUUGCAAAUCUGGUGGACUAACUCGUGUUUCUCACGGUUUAAGGUCUCAUAGCAUUACUGUAGAUGACUACCAAGAUCUUCUCGAUCGGGGCUGGAGGAGAUCUGGUUGUUUCCUUUACAAACCUGAGAUGGAAAGGACUUGCUGCCCCUCCUAUACUAUCCGUUUGAAGGCAGGUGACUUUGUUCCUUCUAAAGAGCAACUUCGGGUAUCUCGACGAAUGCAAAGAUUUCUGGAUGGCACGUUAGAUGUUAAAAGACCUACGUUGACAGAAGAGCAAAGUACUGCUAAGGCUUCAUGCAGCUUGGCCAGUAAUGAGGCUUCAAGUUCUAUAACAAAGGCAGCUUCUGGUGGUAAUUACAAGGAGAAUGACAAAGAAGAAGAAUAUAUGCAACUUUUGUCUAACCAAAUUGAUAAUGCGGUGCAUGCGUGUGCUGUGAGUGAGGAAUUCAUUUCUAAUAUUCAACUACCAAAGGCUUCUGUGAAAAAGGUCAUACAAACCAAAAAGAAGCUAAUUGAAGGAUCUGAAGAUUUGUUGUACACUAGCAACAUUUCAUUUCAGAUAGCAGCAACCCUAAGGCAGUCUGUGCAAUUGGAGAAGAAUAAUGUGUUAGGACCAUUGAUAAAUGGCACAAAUGAAAAUGGUUGUACUAUUGACCUUUCACCCAAUACUAUUGCAGAAAUGCUGGCAUGUUCUUUAAAUCAACUUGGAGAAUUUUCUGGUUUGUCAAUCAGAGCCUGCAUUGGGCAUAUUAACUUUUAUUCUGCUACAAGACAAGCUUCUUCAGGUGAGGGGACUGCGAUGGAUAAUGCCAUUGGCCAAUCACCUAAAGUCAGUGGAAGUAAACAUAGCUAUAUCCAGAAGAACAGGGAAUGUCCCCAGUCAAGACGGAAGCUUGAGAUCCGAUUGAAAAGGUCUAGUUUUGAUCCGGAAGAAUAUGCUUUGUACAGAAGAUACCAAAUUAAAGUGCAUAAAGAUUCACCUGAUAAAGUCAUGGAAAGUUCAUACAGAAGGUUUCUGGUUGACACUCCCUUAGUGUUUGUUCCGCAUUCUGGUGAUGGUACAGUUCCACCUUGUGGAUUUGGCUCUUUCCAUCAGCAAUAUGUGAUUGAUGGGCGCCUAGUUGCGGUUGGUGUAGUGGAUAUCCUUCCAAGGUGUCUCUCAAGUAAGUAUAUGUUCUGGGAUCCUGACCUUGCCUUUCUAUCACUGGGUAAAUAUUCAGCUCUGCAAGAAAUAGGUUGGGUAAAAGAGAACCAGGUCCAUUGUCCUAGCCUUCAAUACUACUAUCUUGGCUAUUAUAUUCACUCAUGUGGCAAGAUGAGAUACAAGGCAGCAUAUCGUCCACCAGAGCUUCUUUGCCCUCUACGUUACCAGUGGAUCCCAUUUGAUAUUGCAAGGCCUUUACUUGAUAAAAGGCCAUAUGUUGUCUUAUCAGAUUUUGCCACUACACAAAUUGAUGAGUCACGAAAGGUUCCAGGAAAUUCUGUUGAACCUCAUGAUGAUUUUGGUCAAGAUGACCAGAGUGACAUUGACAGUGAAGAUGUAGAAAUGGUUGAACCUGCUUUUGUUGGCGCUGACAAUGACUCAGGUCCAGAAACAAGUGAUCUAACAUCAGAUGAACUAAAGGUUGCUGAUGCUGCGAGCAAUGUUUUGAUAGAGUUAAAGGGCUCACGUCUGAGAUUCAAGGAUCUGCAAGCAUUCAAUCCUGCUGAAAGGAGAUACUUAGAACUUGAGUUGCAUAGAUACAUCAAAUUGGUGGGCCCCACACUCUCGAAGCACAUUGUUUAUAACUUGGCUGAGUGGUUCUGAGAAGGCUAUAGGGGAAAACAGUGUGGAGAUGUUAUUUAAUCCUUCUGAUGGGGAUUAUUCUGUUCGAUUUGGGUUCAAAAUGAGGUUCAUAUGAUCCUCAUAUAUAUGUUUUCAUGUUUGAUUUUAUGAGCGAAAGGUAUAAAGUCUUGCAUGGGUUCUGGCCU